AUGUACUUUUAUGGCUGUGCCUAUCUCCUACAAGCGUGGGGUUGGUCUAGGAUGCCAACGCUUGCUCCAAUAAACCGGAAUUUUUUUACAUUCCCGUACGCCAACAAGUGGUCUGUUCUAGGGAUGAAUUAUCAGAGAUGUCCCAGACACUCUAUAAUUCAAUACCGCAACCUCAUCGACCACCUUGAGCCCGAUGAUUUUGUCUAG
Lathyrus sativus (Indian pea) is the source of this 207-nucleotide messenger RNA. Lineage: Eukaryota; Viridiplantae; Streptophyta; Magnoliopsida; Fabales; Fabaceae. The record is from the annotation of a GenBank genome assembly.